This is a messenger RNA of Colletotrichum truncatum, 675 nucleotides long. RefSeq names its product snf7 family protein. The record is from RefSeq and is a predicted model, not a curated record. Gene Ontology annotation, biological process: vesicle budding from membrane; late endosome to vacuole transport via multivesicular body sorting pathway. Lineage: Eukaryota; Fungi; Ascomycota; Sordariomycetes; Glomerellales; Glomerellaceae. Gene Ontology annotation, cellular component: ESCRT III complex; multivesicular body; cytoplasmic side of plasma membrane.
AUGUCUGGUGUCUGGGGCUGGUUUGGCGGCGGCGGUGGCGCCAAGAAGAAGAAUGACGCCAAAGAUGCAAUCCUUGGCCUGCGAGUCCAGCUUGAUAUGCUGCAAAAAAGAGAGAAGCACCUGCAGACAUUGAUGGAUGAGCAGGACGCUAUUGCGAGGAAGAACGUCAACACCAACAAAAACGCCGCAAAGGCCGCUUUGCGCCGUAAGAAGGGUCAUGAACACAGCUUGGAGCAGACGAUUUCUCAAAUCACGACACUUGAGUCCCAGAUCAACGCUAUCGAAUCGGCAAAUAUCAACCGCGAGACGUUGUUGGCGAUGGAGAAGGCCGGCCAGGCCAUGAAGGGCAUCCACGGCAAGCUCACGGUCGAAAAGGUGGACCAGACUAUGGAAGAUCUUCGAGAACAGAAUGCGCUCAGCGAAGAGAUUGUCAACGCCAUUACAACGGGCCAGACAGACAAUAUCAUCGACGAGGAUCUGGAAGACGAGUUGGAGCAAAUGCAGCAGGAGCAGUUGGACGAGCAAAUGAUCAGCACCGGCUCGGUGCCCGUAUCGGAUGCUGUCCACCGCAUGCCUGCAGUGGGGAACGGAGAAAUCAAAGGCAAGACGACUGCCGUCGAGGAAGACGACGAGGAAGCAGAGCUCCGGAAGCUGCAGGCCGAGAUGGCCAUGUAA